Molecule: messenger RNA, 2085 nt
Organism: Emiliania huxleyi CCMP1516
Lineage: Eukaryota; Haptophyta; Isochrysidales; Noelaerhabdaceae
Exons: 9
Coding region: 1-2085 (694 amino acids)
Biological process (GO): magnesium ion transport
Cellular component (GO): membrane
Molecular function (GO): magnesium ion transmembrane transporter activity
Source: RefSeq, a predicted model, not a curated record
AUGUGCUACCCGUCGGCCGCGGCGCAUCAGCCGCAGUCUAUCUCAGUGAUAGGCACCAACACCUUCGUCAUCGGCGUCAUCCUCUCGGUCGUCGCAGACGUGAUCAUCGCUAUCUCGCUUAACGUGCAGAAGACGGCGCACAUGCGCAACGAGGGCGCCGACGGCAAGCCAGUCAAGAGCAUGCUCAAGUUGCCGCUCUGGUGGCUCGGCCUCCUGCUGAACGUCGGAGGCGAGCUGGGAAACAUGCUGGCCUACGGCUUCGCGCCCGCCUCGGUCGUCGCGCCAGUCGGGUCGGUGGGCGUGGUCGCCAACGAGGUGAUCGCCGUCGUCUUCCUAAAGGAGCCGUUCCGCUGGCGAGACGCCGCCGGCCUGGUUGCAAUCGUCGCGGGCGUGGUGCUCAUCAUCUUUGGCGUGCCCGAGGACCCUGUCGAGCUCAACGCCGUCGUCCUUCAGGACGAGUAUUACUCGGAUCCCGUCGCGUACUCGUACCUGAUCGGGCUGAGCUGCGCGGUCCGCACAGUGCCCUCUCUCCCGCUCCUUCUCUGCUCGAUGAUCUCCUCCAUGACGGUCAUCGCCGCGCGCGGCUUCGCUUCCCUGCUGCCGCAGUUUGCUGCUGGCGACUGCGCCCACGCGCACUGCGUGGCCGAAGAGCUCUUCCCGCCGUGCCGCCUCACGGUCCUCCUCGUCAUCAUCAUCAUCACCGCCGUCUGGAGUGCCGUCUACCUCAACAAGGCGAUGAUGAUCUUCGGCAACACCGAAGUGGUCCCGGUCUACUACUGCACCUUUACCCUCAUCUCCAUCGUCGGCGGCGGGGUUGUCUACCGCGUCCUGGCGAUCACCUCGGGCAGAAAGCAGCGCCACGGCGCAGAGGGCGGCGAGGAGAAGGAGGUGCCGUUCCGUCUCCUCUCGGCGGAGGAGAAGGCGCUCGAGUUGCGGCGACAGCGCCGCUCCUCCGCCGCUCCCGUCGCCGGCCCCUUCGCAGCCCACUCCUCCUUCCGGCGGGACGACCGCAUCCACACAGACUUCCGCGCGCACGUGCUCGACACUGCGAGCGAGAUGGCGGCGGGGGAGCACCUCGCCGCAGCCUACCGGCUCCGCGAUUCGGUCGGCGCCAACGCCACGCUCGCCGCGGGCCUGCGCCGCUUCUCGCACGCCGCGGGCAAGGCGCCGGGCGGCGGCGCCUUCUGCCGCACCUCUUCCGCCGCGGCGCCCUGCGGGGCUCUCCGGCCCGCCGCGGCGAGCGCAAAGCUUCGCUCGGCGCAGGGAGCGCCCUUGACGAUGGGUCACGCCCCUGGGAGCCGGGGUGGACCCUUUUCCUCGGCCGUCGGAGCUCGCGGCGCCCGAGGACGACGCGCCGCACGGCCGGCGUUCCGUGCCGUCCGGUCGGCGCAACCCCUCCCGAUGCUGGUCGCCUCCCCGGAGAUCUGCUCGCCCACGCCGCGAGACGAGUCAAAGCGCCGGGCGCAGUACCCCGGCUCCGGGCAUAGCACCGCCUCGGACGCCUCGUCCGCGCCGCCCUUCACGGCGUCUGACAUUCUCGGCCUGUUCAUCCAAGUCACCUCCUCCCACCCCGCGCGCGGCACGGGGCUCGCCGUGCGCCACACGCUGCGCCACGACGUUCACCGCGGCUGGAGCUCGCGCCUCGACCUUGCGUCAGCUCACCCGCUGCGGGGAGGGGACGGCGGCGACGAGUGCGGCGCCCUCGUCGCUGGCUCGCCGCAGCGCCGAGGUGUGCUGCACGCCGCAGCGCCUGCCACCGAGCCGUCGCGCCGCCUCUCUCUGCUCGCAGAGGUGAGUGAGGGGCCGUGGGAAGCGUCGGGGCGGGCCAGCUCGGCCAAAGACUCGAGCAGGCCAGCACGGGACGCGCGCGACGCUCCCGAACCCCCGAUUGCCCGUGUUGCGACCUCCUUCACCAACCCGGCCGCCGAGUCUCCGCCCUCGCUUGGCGGCGCCGCUGCCAAGCCAGUGGCGGUCAGAGCAGCGCCAUCGCUUGAUGCAGCGUUGGGCUCGCCCUUCGGCACACCGCUCCCGUCCCCGAUCGAGCGAUGCAGUGUGACGGCCCAGGCCGUCUCUAGCAACAUCUGA